CGGUUGCUGCUUGAUGGCGUACUGUAUAAAUUAUUUCGAAAAUAUUGUGAUUUCAUUAACAGCAAAAUUUUUGGAGAUGGACGAUGGUCACACUUGCAAAUGUUAUUUUGCCGUUAUUGUACAGUAUUGCUAUCGGAAAAAUUUUGCCUUUACGGUAGCCGCUUACUGCUUGGCAGGAAAUUUCGUGGAUUUCUUUUGAAUACCAGCUCGUAUCUCUUGUGAGAGCAGUAACGUUACAUCUGUCGUACUCGUUUCUGGUCGAUUCAUAAGAAUGAAACGCUUGCGGAUACGUCUUGUCUGUGACAUUCUCAAAGCUUCAAGCCAACGACCCUCUUCUCUUUCCCGCAGCGUCGUUAUCCCCUCGAACUCACGGAAUCUCUCGUCCUCAACGAACGACAUCCAAAGCUUCCCCUUCGGUUGCCGCGGCCGCACUGUCACACCGAGCAGUCUCAUGGAAAAGUGCAACGUCAUCUUCGUCCUAGGCGCACCGGGAUCCGGCAAAAGCACCCUCUGCUCGCAGCUGGCCGCCUACCUCGACUAUCAGCACCUCUCCGCCGGCGAACUGAUCCGCCAGGAAGCUGGCAAUCCGCUGUCCCCGCACGGGAAGACGGUGGCGGAGGCCAUCCGGGUUCCUGGGGCGUUUGUUCCGGCCGAGAUCACCGUGGAUCUUCUGCAGCGGGCCAUGCAGAGCUCCAGCAGGAAAGAGUUCCUGAUCGAUGCGUUCCCGGUGAAUAUGGCCAAUCUGCAGGCGUGGAACGCCAAGAUGGCCAGUGCGGCGGAGAUCCCGUGCGUGCUGUUCCUGGAGGUGCCCAUGCGGCUGGCCACGGAGCGCUGUUUGGGCAGGAAGCGCGGGGAUGAUACGGCGUUGGGACUGGAGAUAGCGCUGGAAGUCGUACAUGGACCAAACGCGGCCCGAUGGUCGAGUUCUACAAAGAGAAGGGCCUCCUGCGCACCGUAGACGGCAGUCAGUCGCCCGAACAGGUGCUCGAAGCCACGAAGCGGAUGCUGCCCGUUAAGGGGAAGGACACCGAGCCCGAUAGGUCCAAAUGGGGUGGAUAAAGUGUUGGGUUGUUUUUCUUUGUAGAAGUACGAGUAUAGUUUCUUUUUUAUAUGCAUAUGCUGUUCGCAUUCUAGAAUACGGUGCCUGAUUGAUUGAUUGUGGGAGAUGACUGCAGGCUAUAGCUUCUCAUUUAAUUGAUACUUCUUGUUGAUGUUUUUAUUUGCCAGAACUGACAGUUGCACUUCGAAUGCGAACUAUGCGAUAUCUAGAAAUUUCCUAUGAGUUUAUUGACUUAUGUUGAACUGUUGAUUACAUUCCCGCGGCUAAUAAAAUUUUG
Messenger RNA from Paramacrobiotus metropolitanus, 1337 nucleotides. RefSeq names its product UMP-CMP kinase 2-like. Gene Ontology annotation, biological process: UDP biosynthetic process; CDP biosynthetic process. Gene Ontology annotation, cellular component: cytoplasm; nucleus. Lineage: Eukaryota; Metazoa; Tardigrada; Eutardigrada; Parachela; Macrobiotidae. Gene Ontology annotation, molecular function: ATP binding; UMP kinase activity. The record is from RefSeq and is a predicted model, not a curated record. The coding region runs from base 272 to 958 and encodes 228 amino acids. The transcript has a single exon.